AUGGCCUCAACACAGCACACUCUAGAAGAUGGACCAUUUGUUCCAGUUCUGGACAUCAUUGAUACCGGAACACUGUAUUACAAUCUUGGUACAGACAAUCCUGCAAAAAGUCCUAGCACUCCCGAAGUUGCGAGAAUAACCGCGGCAAUUAUGGAAGCAAAGUUCGCCACGCUGCACACACGCAAAAUUAAUGGCAGAGUUCCGGAUCUCUCCAUCGAACGCAAGAAGGCGUUUGGCAAUGUCAUUAGAGAAUCGAGAAAGAAAGUUCCCAAGGAGAAACUAUUUGUGUUACUCAAAAUCCAAGAGCCGACGAAGAGGACCGGUUCCUUGGCUAGUAGCUUAAAAUCUAUGAUGACUGCUAGCUUGGGCUACAUGGGGCUCGAUAGCGUAAACCUGUAA
Molecule: messenger RNA, 399 nt
Organism: Colletotrichum lupini
Lineage: Eukaryota; Fungi; Ascomycota; Sordariomycetes; Glomerellales; Glomerellaceae
Exons: 2
Coding region: 1-399 (132 amino acids)
Source: RefSeq, a predicted model, not a curated record